AUGGCAAAAACUUCCAAGUUCGUUCCUCAGAAAGAAGGAACCUCUACUUCUACUUCCCGUCCGGCCGGUGGUAAACCGCCGGCGCUUCAUGAGAUCGUACCGAACAAUUUUUCUUUGAAAAAGGACUUUAUGGUCGAGAAACCUCCCGACGUCCCCGGCCGUCGAGAGCAUGCAUCGAGAUACAUAAGGUCAAUUGAGAAAAAACACCUCGAUGCUGUGAGGAGAGAGUGUAAAUUGGAAGAGAAGGUCAUUCUGCAAAUACCUUCUCGUGAGGAGGACAUCACAACUUACGUAGAGGGGUUCAUGAGUAUUGGUGAGUUCUUCAAGAUGAGGCCGCCCCCACCCGGGGAGGAAGUAGGAUCUUCGGCUACAAAGCCAAAAAAGGAUAACAAGAGAAAAAGGUCCUCGAAGAGCGAGGACACUCAAAGCCAAGCAGAGCCCGCUCGGAGGCGCAAGAAAAGCGUCGUCAUCAAUGUGGAUAUUGACUCAGUCCACCAGUCCAUGGACGAUGACGGUGACGAGAUGGAGGGUUCGAUGUUGGUGACUCGAACCAGGAAAUCUUCCGAGGCUAUCAAGCCUGUUGAGAUCGGGGCCCCUAGCCUUGAGGAAGGAACUUUAAAAGAAAAAGGGGAUGAAGGCCCUGCAUCACCUGAUGUGGUAACUGCUUCUCAAACUUCUGGAAAUACUCCAAAGGGAGCGAGCUUCGAAGCUCCUUUGCCUGAACAGAGCGCAUCGGGUGAUCUCCCCGAGGCCAUGACAGCAGGUCAUUCCUCGUCAUUUCCGUCCUUCUCCGAGAAUGCCAUUAGGGAUGCUCUGAACUUGAAGAUGUCUGAGCUAGGUGGAGUCCCAAGUGAACACGACCCCUUCCAGGGUUGCUUUGCUGGGGUCGAUGAGGCCGACCCAGCGGAUGCGAGCUCAAUCUUCGAGGAGGCUCAACGUCUUUGCUCAAUUGCCUUUGACAAAUUGAAGACCGAAUUGCGCCAUUGUGAAGCCGAGUUGCGUAGAGCUUCGAAUGAAGAGAAAACCCUUAGGCUUCUCCUUGACAAAAAGGAGGAAGAACUGAAGCAUAUUCGAUCGGAGUUGACCAAAGCUCGUGAAUACGAGAGUGAGUUAGAAAAGCAGGCAAAUACUUCAAUGUCUCAGUUGCAGCCAAAGCUAGAUAUGAUUGGGCAGCUCCGAGGCGAGGUAGAUCAAGUUCGAACUGAGUGCAGUGAAUGGAAGGCGAAAAUGGACACCCUCGUUGUGGCUAAAAAUGAUGCACUAGCGAAGGUAUCGGCCCUUGAGGUUCAACUUCGGAAUGCUCAAGGGAGCAACUUGGUUCAGGCUGGCAGAAUAGCCGAGCUCGAGGCUGGUCUUGCGAAGGCCAAGGCCGAAGUUGUGGAAGUUCGGGCCGAAGCUAGAGAAAUACAAGCCAAGGCCGACAAGACGAUGAGGGAGACCCUCAAAGAGGUCCAUGCUAAGGGCUUUGAUCAUUCCGAGGAGAUAAAGCAAGCUAAGGCAGAUGAGGCUGAUGCCAAAUUUGUCCUUUCCUCCGACGAUGAUGAUGAUGUCGAAGAUGAUGAAGAGAAGGAGGUUGCCGAAGAAGCUACCNGGAGGGUUCGAUGUUCGGUGACUCGAACCAGGAAUCUCCGAGCUAUCAAGCCUGGAGCGAGCUUCGAAGCUCCUUUGCCUGAACAGAGCGCAUCGGGUGAUCUCCCCGAGGCCAUGACAGCAGGUCAUUCCUCGUCAUUUCCGUCCUUCUCCGAGAAUGCCAUUAGGGAUGCUCUGAACUUGAAGAUGUCCGAGCUAGGCGGAGUUCCGAGUGAAAACGACCCCUUCCAGGGUUGCUUUGCUGGGGUCGAUGAGGCCGACCCAGCGGAUACGAGCUCAAUCUUCGAGGAGGCUCAACGUCUUUGCUCAAUUGCCUUUGACAAAUUGAAGACCGAAUUGCGUCAUUGUGAAGCCGAGUUGCGUAGAGCUUCGAAUGAGGAGAAAACCUUAGGCUUCUCCUUGACAAAAAGGAGGAAGAACUGA
This is a messenger RNA of Nicotiana attenuata, 2013 nucleotides long. RefSeq lists its product as uncharacterized. NCBI's taxonomy places the organism in Eukaryota, Viridiplantae, Streptophyta, Magnoliopsida, Solanales, Solanaceae. The transcript has 7 exons. The record is from RefSeq and is a predicted model, not a curated record. Bases 1 to 2013 code for a protein of 670 amino acids.